AGGAAGGGUAGACUGUGGGAUAGCAUGGAGUCCUCCCUCCCCCCAUGGUGAGAGUUGUCUUUGAGGCCUUACUUGCAACUAGCUAAAAGGUUUGAAUAGACCUGCAGUAAUGAAUCUUAAUCAACUUUUUUUUUUUGAAUUCUUUAUUGGGGGAUUAAUGGCUUACAGUCGACAAUAAAAUAUAAUAGUUUGCACAUGCAUAACAUUUCUCAGUUUUCCACAUAACAAUUCAACCCCCACUAAGUCCUUUUUUGCCAUCAUGUUCCAGGACAUGAACCUUCCCCCCCACUCCCAACCCCAGAGUCUUUUACUUUUGUGCAAUACUUACUCAACUUUUAACUAGAUCCAGCUCUUCUCAAAUGGGUAUGUCCUUUAAGGGCUUUGUUUAUUUUUCUUUCUCUUAUGUAUUACUAUUAGCAGCUGCAAAGCCGGUGGCCAUUCUACCUGGAUAGAGUCUUCCUGCUUGAAUCUGUCAUCUGGACUGUGCCCACCACACUCUUGGUCUUCGGCUGAGCUCCUGGGCACUGUUAACCCAGCAGCCUCGGUCAGAAGCCACACAGCACCAGAGGAGCAGCCAGCGGGCGUGAGAGGCACUGCUUGGGAAUGUUGGGGUUGCUGCAAUAGGAGAUGCACUCUCCCAAGCUCCUGCCCAGACCCAGCACCAUGUGUCUCCUCUGGCUACUGCUGCUCGAGACUUCAGUUUCCUUUGCCUCGCUUGACUGGUUCUUUGAGCACCCCAGAACCCUCUAUUCCUGGAAGGGGGCCUGCGUCUGGAUUCCCUGCAGCUACAGAAUCCCAAGGCUACAAGGCACGUUGGAAAAUCUCACCCUGUACCACAAUUACACCUACAACCAAACCCAGAAGGAAUACAUGGGGACCAUCCUCUACCAGGUUUCUAGCUUCCCGAGAGGCAGAAGUAUUAGCAACGGGCGAGUCCAGUUCCUGGGAGACAACAAAAGUAACUGCACCCUGAGCAUCCAGCCCGUGACUGUGCAGGACAGCGGGGUACUGGGGCUGAGGAUGAGAACCAUUAGUGACAAGUGGCUGGAGAACAUCUACCUCAACAUCUCAGAAAGUGCUCCUAUGCCUCGCAUCCAGCUCCCUGCAGAAAUGCAGGAGUCCCAGCAGGUUACUCUGAUCUGCUCCCUGGAUGUCGCCUGCUGGGGGUACCAACUGCAUUGGGCCCUGCCUGACACCCUGUAUUCCUCCUUGGAGAGGGAGCCUGUGCCUGUAACCUCCUUGACUCCCAAGGCUGUCUCCAUGGAGAACAAGGUUCAGUUCAGGCCUCAGUGGAUGCACCAUGGCAAGAAGCUGACCUGCCAACUCCGGGAGAGCCAGGAAGGUCCUGCACUGUCUGAGGCCACUGUGUCACUGGACGUAAAGCAUAAACCCAAGCUGGAAGUGGAGGUCAGCCCCAGAGAUGCUGUUGUCAUGAAGGGGGAAACCGUGACCAUGACGUGCCAUGUCCUCAGCAGCAACCCAGAGCUCUUGUCCCUAUGGUGGCUCAAGGAUGGGCAGGAGAAGCUGAGGGGGACGGACAGGCCAAGGGGGCAGGAGAGGCCGAGGGGACAGGAGCAAGGACCGAUCAUGCUGACUCUGUGGAAAGUGACCAAGGAGAAGAGUGGGAAAUACGUUUGCCAGGCCAGCAACACCCUGGGCGUGGGGAAGUCGAAGGAAGUGAACCUCCAAGUGCACUAUGCUCCAGAACCUUCUCAGGUUCGAAUCCAGCCCUCACCGGCUAGAGAGAACAGCCCAGUUGUGCUGACUUGUGUGUCCCAGGCCAAUCCUCCCCCUACAAACUACAUCUGGUACCACAAUCAGCUAGAAGUGGUGGGGACAGCCCAGGCCCUCCGCAUCCCGAUGGUCCUCCUCAGCCAUGCUGGGAAUUAUUCCUGUGUGGCAGAAAACAGUCUCGGGCCUGGACAAGUUGGCCAGGAAGCUCAGCUGGACGUCCAGUAUGCCCCCAAGGAUGUGGCCAUGGUGAUCAAGAAUCCCACACCAAUCCGAGAGGGGGACACUGUCAUCCUGUCCUGUAGCUAUAACUCCAGUAACCCUGUGGUUACCCGGUACGAGUGGAAUGCCCCAGGCUCCUCAGAAUAUCUCUCCUCCGGGGUGCUGAAGAUUCAGGGAGUUGCCUGGAAUUUGGGGUCCGUCUCCUGUGCAGCCUGCAACCAGUGGUGCUCCUGGGCUCCAUUUGUCAGCUUGAAUGUCCACUAUAUCCCCAGAGACGUCAAGGUCACAGUCAUGCCUGACUCUGAGAUCCACUCUGGGCACCGUGUCAUCCUCAGCUGUGGCUUCUCCAGCAGCCGCCCUGCCAAGGUCCACUUCUCCUGGAGGAAAGAUGGUGUCCUUCUGCGGGGAGGCCGGGAGCUGAGCUUCAACGCCAUCACUCCAGAAGACUCUGGAAGCUAUGCCUGCUUGGUCAACAACUCUGUAGGGCAGGCUGUGUCAGAGGCCAGGAUGCUCCAAGUGCUGUAUGCGCCCCGGAGGGUUCGAGUGUCCAUCAGAUCCAAAGAAAGGGUGACGGAGGGGGAGCAGGUCGUGCUGACAUGUGAGAGUGACGCCAACCCUCCUGCAUCCCACUACGCCUGGUUUGACCAGAACAACCAGGACCUUCUGCACUACGAUCAGACGCUGAGGCUGGAGCCCGUGGCAGUGGAGCACUCGGGGGCCUACUGGUGUAAGGGGGUCAACCGACUGGGCAGCAACCACUCGUCUGCCAGUACCCUUACCGUCUACUAUAGCUCCAAGACCAUCGGCAGACGGGCGGCCUUGGGACUUGGGGUGUGUCUGGCCGUGGCCCUGCUGGCAAUCGGGGGACACAAGCUUGUGCAAAGCUGGAAGAGGACUCAGAGCCAGCAGAGACUUCAGGAAACAUCCAGUGGGCAGAGCUUCUUUGUGAGGAAGAAGAAGGUGAGAAGGCCCCCUGUUGAGGAAGCUCCCCAGUUCCUGGGCUGCUACAACCCAGUGAUGGAAGAUGCCACCAGCUACGCAGUCUUGCGCUUUCCAGACACAACAAGGACAGGAGAUGCAGGGACCUCCCAGGCGCAGGGACCCUCCCCAGACUGGGACAAGGACACUGUGGUCACUUACUCUGUGGUGAAGAAGAGGCAGGUGGGCGACUAUGAAAACGUGCCUCGGGAGGUUCCGGAAGAUGAGGGGCUUCACUACUCAGAGCUGGUGCAUUUUGGAGUGGGGGAGCGUGCCCCAGCCCAGCAGGAAGUGGAAUACGUGACCCUCAAGCACUGAUCCAGGGGCUGGUCCUGGAGCUCCCACUGCUCAGCUGCUAUGGGGUGGAGCUGCCUGCCCUGCCAGUCAUUGCACCUCAUCUCAUCAGAGAACUAGGGGUGUGGCCCAGAGACUGUCUUCCUUCUCAGUCCGGUCACCCUAACUGUCCAAAAGGUCUGUCCCUCCUAAUCCGUUUCCCCAGCAAUGACUCUUCUAAGCUCCUGCCCUGUGCUGUACAGCACUCCCCCCAACUGCCAAGCUGGCUAUGCCCAAUUCUCCUUUUUCUUCCCCACCCCCUUGGUCCAGCUCACACAUUCCUGCUUCUGGGGUGAAGCUGUGCCAGAGAAAGGGGGAGGAAUGAGCCUGUGCUGACUUCUCUCAGUGUCCUUGAGGCUCCCCCUGGAGGGGCUGGUGCAUCCACAGCCCCCAUCCUCAUGGGUCUCGAGGUCUGAGGCACAUGAUUGUGUGGCCAGGCAUGGAACAGACAGAGCUGCAUGAUAAAGAUGGCUCAGACCCCACUGCAGAGAGCCAGGGAGCCAUUUCUCCUGUCAGCCAAGUCAGCAUGAGGACAGGCAGGUGGUGGAGAGGGACAAGAAUCCUGUAGACAGUAUGACUGAAUCUGCAGAUGGGGUAUUGGAGAGAGCACUCACUGAAGAGGAUGGUGCAUUGCCUCAUACAUGCCCAUAUUUCAGCCCUGGCACCUCAUGGGAGGUGCCAUGGCAACAGGAGAAGCCCCAGUGCCAUGGUGUCUCUCCCUGUCUGCCUGAGUGAAGGAGCAGUCCGAGAGCAUGUACAAGGUCCCAGCUCCCCUCACUCCGUCCCUACAAACUCUGCAGAGUGGAUGGUCCCUGGUCCUCUUGCAGGGGGCUCUGCCUCUGAGGCAGCUGAAUGGGAUUUGAACCUUGACUCUUCUGCUUUACUUGCGAUUUAGGGGUAAAGAGCACCAGCUCAUCUGA
Molecule: messenger RNA, 4184 nt
Organism: Erinaceus europaeus (western European hedgehog)
Lineage: Eukaryota; Metazoa; Chordata; Mammalia; Eulipotyphla; Erinaceidae
Gene: CD22
Product: CD22 molecule
Exons: 14
Coding region: 628-3249 (873 amino acids)
Source: RefSeq, a predicted model, not a curated record